AUGGCCGAGGCCGUAGGGUUUGUUCUUGCUGUGGUGCCCAUGAUAAUAAGUGCCUGUGAACACUAUGGCGAAGCAGCUCGUGGCAUUCAGCGGUACCGGCAUGCGAACAAGGGAGCAGAAGACUUGAUAAUGAUGCUCGAGAUACAAGAGGCAAUCUUUCGAUCGGCGAACAUAAGACUUCUUGCUUCCUGCGUCGGCAGGGAUGAAGCACACUUGAUGUUGGGCGACUUCAAUCAUCCAGGCUGGAAAGAAAGCGGGCUGAUUGCUGACUAUCGGGCGAGACUGGGAGAAUCGCAGCAUGCUUUCACCCACUCGAUCAAGCUCAUCAACGAACAUUUGGCAAAUUUGCGCUUGACGAUCGAUGGCUUUGACAAGCACAGUGAUGUCAAUGAACAAGAUGCUCACGCUCACCAUCGCAAGCUUUCAUUCAAGAAGAGGAUCAGGCUAGCUUUCUCACAGUCUGGCAUCGAACAGUCCUUGGAAAGCUUGAUGAAAAAGACUCAGAACUUUUCGACCUUGAUAGCCCAAACAGAACCGUCGCAAUCAAGAACCUCGGAGACCAAAAUUACUCUCUCGACAAGAAGAGAAAUUGCCAAAUUUGCCAGGAUCAAAGACGCAGCUAGCAAUUUGUAUCAAACCCUGGGAUACGCCUGUACGAAGCAUACAAGUCACCAAGCUCAACUAAGCCUCGAACCAUCCUGCAAAGUUCAGGAAUCAACCCGCACAGACCCUCUACAAGUGCGCUUCACUAUGGCAUUUAGCCAUUUGACCUUACAACCCCAAGCCACAGCGUCGGAUUUAUCUAAGCCCUCAGCCUGGCUUACGAUCGAGUCAAGUGUAAGCGGUAUGAUACAGUCAGAAGCUGAUAAUGUGACCCUUCAGCACAUGCAAGUUAGCGCAAAGAGGACGCGAGAUAGUGAGGAUGACGAGUCUCUUAACGCUUCGACAGCACAGGCAACGUCCCUACAAAAAAAGGCGGUCCGGUUCCAGUGUGCUCAGGCAGUGGCCGUACCAGUGGUGCCUGCGGAAGAACCAAUUUUACCAAACUUAUGCACAAACGAGAAUUUCUGCCUGCAGCUUCGCAACUUCAUCAAUCAGGCUAGUCCCAGCACCAAAGCCGUGGGCUAUCUAGGCCAUCAAGGAUCACAGAGGCAUCUGAUAUAUGUCGACGCAAAGUCACAGCGAGUCACCCAAGGCAAAGGCACGAGCCUGCUCAGAUCUCUCCGCCAACUCCUCCAAAGCACCAACAACGCAGGCCCUAGCAUUCCCAUCCUCCUACACUACGAACGCCUCCGCCUAGCGCACCUGUUGUCGAUUGCAGUCCUCCAAUUCCGCUCGACGCCCUGGCUAGCCAAUUCCUGGAACAGCAACGAAAUCCUCGUUUCCACACACGAAUCCUCCUCUACCACAACCGACGACACCACAAUAACAAACUUCCACGAACCCUAUGUAAGCGCCUGCAUCCGAAACCCCUAUGACGCGCCCGCCCGCUCCAACACGCUCCGCAGCCGCACGUUAAUCCGCAACCAACUCCUCUUCCGUCUUGGCGUCAUGCUGCUCGAAAUCGCCUUCCAGAAACCCCUAGACGAAAUGAAAGAAACCUCCGACACCGACGGCGGAGACGACAGCAACGCCGACUUCUGGGCGGCAGAUCGCCUGCAGCAUCAGGUCUCUGCGUGUCUGGCGCCGAGGUAUGCGGAGGUGGUGAGGAAGUGUAUCCAUUGUGAUUUUGGGAAGGAUUUCGAUCUCACGGCGACGAAAUUGCAGGAGGCUUUCUAUCAGGAUGUCGUUUGUGAGUUGAAGAGAUUGGAGGACUUGUUCAGGGCUGCUUCGAUGGUGGGUUGA
Messenger RNA from Endocarpon pusillum Z07020, 1845 nucleotides. RefSeq lists its product as uncharacterized. Bases 1 to 1845 code for a protein of 614 amino acids. Lineage: Eukaryota; Fungi; Ascomycota; Eurotiomycetes; Verrucariales; Verrucariaceae. The record is from RefSeq and is a predicted model, not a curated record. The transcript has 2 exons.